CUUGUGUUCGGAGUGUAAUUGAGGAAGCUAAGAAUAAAACAUCCCAAGUAAAGAGAAAAUGGGUGUCAUCACUGCCCACUGUUACUGUUUCACCACCGUUGGAUCACACAAACCCUACCUUUCUCCCUCAUCUCACAAUUUCCGCCAUUCCCCUUCCGUUUCUCUUUCUUCUUCUUCUUCUUCGUCGCCUUCACCACUCAGAAGAAUCUCAUGCUGAACCUCUUCCGCUCCCGCCGCCGAAUCUACUCUCACCGCGAAAGUUGGAAAUGGGUUGAAAGAUUUUAUUCACAUAGAUGAUUUUGACAAGGAAACUAUUUUGAAGAUAUUGGAUCGAGCUAUUGAGGUGAAAACAUUGUUGAAAUCAGGGGACAGGACAUUUCGGCCUUUUGAAGGGAAGACAAUGUCGAUGAUAUUUGCAAAGCCAUCCAUGCGAACAAGGGUUUCAUUUGAGACUGGUUUUUCAUUGUUAGGUGGUCAUGCUAUUUACUUAGGACCCAAUGACAUUCAAAUGGGGAAGCGAGAGGAGACUCGUGAUGUUGCUCGAGUUUUGUCUCGCUAUAACGAUAUCAUUAUGGCCCGUGUUUUUUCUCAUCAGGACAUACUUGAUCUUGCAAAGUAUGCGAGUGUCCCUGUCAUGAAGAAAUCGGCGUCAACGUUGUCAAUACAUAUAUUAGUGAGAUCAAGUUGGAAGAAGCUGCUGUUCUGCAUUACACUUACACCAAAUUUUCUGAUUUGACUUCAAGACGUGAUCGGUGUGGCUGCAAGCCUACAAAAGAUGAUGUAAAAAGAUGUUUCAUGUUAGACUUUGACAGAGCUGCGUUCAUAAUUGCUUCAACUGCUACGGAGGAAGAAAUGCUUCAAUGGUACCGUGAACACAUUGUGUGGACAGACAAAGCACUAACGAUGAAACUUAUUAGAAAAGGCAUCUUAUCUCGCAUUUAUGCUCCCAUGGUAAGAUUCAUUUUCUCAAAUUUCCUUUCUGGUUUCUACUCAAGCGAUUUAUACUGUUACCUUACAGUUCUUAGAGAACGUCCAAACUUUUCUUCCAAAACAUUGCUUUUGCAGGUCAUUAUGCAAAGUUUGAGAGAAUCUGGUGUUUUUAGCUCGGUGAUUGCGAAAGCUGCUCAGACAACAACAUCAAAAGACAAAUUUUUAAAGUCUGUUGAGAGUAGCAAUUCAACUAGGAAUGACAGAUCAGAAAUGAUAUCUUCUAGAAAAAUUGACGCUGGUGGAGUAUCCCAAACAAUUGCAAGAAGAAUCUUGGAGGUUAUAGAUGAUUCAAUUCCCUCUGCAAUUCCACCAUUAUCUCCACCCAGCUAUGAUGAUGCUGACUUCCAUACGUCCUAGAUUUCGACUGACUCCUUGCCAUGGCCAUAAAUUCUGGAGAUUUUUUUAAAAGAGGCAACGAUAGAAGCACGUCUGGCUGUCAUGAUGGGCAUAUCAGUUUUAGGAUUCAUGGGUUUUUUCCCGAUCAUUACCCAAGCGCUUAUGUAAAUUUCAGGUAUAGAGUGUAGGCUUAGUGUAGGUAUCAUACAGGGCAGACUUUUCUAUCUGCUCAUUAUUCUUUUCCUAUUUCUUCUGGGCAGAUUGGCUGCUAUUGUAAUGGAAACCAGAGGCCUAUUCUAUUUUUUGUUCAUACACAUUGAGAGAGGCAUGCUAUACAUUAUACAUACAGGUUGAGAUUA
Messenger RNA from Lathyrus oleraceus (garden pea), 1685 nucleotides. RefSeq names its product glycosyltransferase-like KOBITO 1. The transcript is spliced from 6 exons. Gene Ontology annotation, biological process: response to abscisic acid; cellulose biosynthetic process. The coding region runs from base 796 to 1347 and encodes 183 amino acids. Lineage: Eukaryota; Viridiplantae; Streptophyta; Magnoliopsida; Fabales; Fabaceae. The record is from RefSeq and is a predicted model, not a curated record.